AUGAAUGCUGGAAGUGCGACGACCACGUUUACUUGCCGCCCAUCUCGACAAGAUCGUGGGACCGUGUUCUUGGGAGGCCUGAAACGUGAGCUCGUCCCAAUUCUCCGCCGUCUGAUUCGGCGCGGCGAGGUCUCAUAUUCUUCGCCGCCGAUGUCAGACCCUCUCACUCCAUCGAGGAUAGCUCAACAUGAAUCUAUCCCGCACACCAGUGAACAACAUCCCACCGCAGCGGCCUCAACAUCAAGUUCAAUUCACAUGCCAGGAUUGCCGAUAGCAGCUCCAAGGCAAGAACCUCGCUUAUACAACAGCAUACGACCGCAUACGCAUGCCGAUCGACCACCAGGCCAUGCUUCACCUAUGCAACCCAUGCAACCGCAUACGGGACUCGACCGUGAUCGGGCGCCUGCGCAUGAGCUAGAGACGUCGCAAAAUGAGCCUCCAACAGCGACUUCGAGAGUUGGCCGAAAAGCCAAAGCUCACGUUGCUUCGGCCUGCAUCAAUUGCAAAAGAGCGCAUUUGAGUUGUGACGUUAGUAGGCCUUGUGCUCGGUGCGUUGCUUCGGGCAAACAGGAUUCCUGCGUCGAUGUACAGCACAAGAAGCGUGGUCGUCCACGGCUGCGUGAAGAAGGCGAGUUCAAGGUCGAACAAAUGCAUCCCGUAGCUGGUCCAUCAAAUGCGACCCCUACGGCAAUCGAUCAUCAUAUGCGCCCCAUAGCGGCCACAAGGCAUCGUCGAGCCGAGUCGUUUCGCUCCCUUCGAUCACAGGGCAGUGAAAGCUCCGGCGUGGGGGUCAGUCCUACUUAUUCCAUUCCGCGGCCCACGAAUACUACACAACCUACGUUUGGGUUCCAACCUCCCCCAGCGCCAAACAUAACCCCAGGAGGCUACGAGAUCCCGACAGCAUACCUGGAUCUCGAUUUAAUCAUAAUCAAAGCGAAUUCGUCCUUUCGUCAGAUCAUGCUUGGAGGGCAAGAGGUUGCAAGGCGGCAUCUGCGUGAUAUUGCAGCCCCUGCUGAUGGCCAGGACUUUCAAACUAUACGCAAUCGUCUAAGGGCGGAGCGAGAGGGGCGUGAGCCUCUGUACAUGCCUCCGAUCAUACUGCGUGGCCACGAUCCGCUGCUUGGAGCAUUGGAAGCGGACGUUAAUCAGUACACUCGCGGCUUCGACGACCACACAUACACUUGGACCCAUACGCAGGCUGGAUCUUCCGGGCAGAACUUCCCGGCGCGAGUUCGACUCGCCAAAGCCAGCUCCUACUUCGUAUCGGUGACCCUUCCGAGUUUUCGACCAGUGGAACCUCCCUCGCAGUCUACCUACGCACGCAGGCCUGAAACACAAAACGUGCCUCGUUCAGUUCCACCUGAGGUCUCUCCGCGGGCUGGCUUUGUUCCAUAUCCUAGACCCACAUUUCCACCGCCGCUACCAGCAAGUCGAUCGAGCCAAUCGGUACAAAACACACCACCACAGGUAUAUCAAUCAGGUCAUCCGUCUGUACAGGUACCUCAACCAUCGCCGCAACAAGGAUACGUACAGCAAGGGUACGCACAGCAAGGGUACGCGCAACAAGAUUACGCGUCUUUACGAUCAACGCCCUUGUCCGCUACACGACUCCACGUUGCAGAACCACCAACAGAUACGACAGCAUUCACUCCACGAGCCUCAUCCCGCGAACUUCCACAGGUUGCACCCGUUGACUCAAGUGUACAACUCCCGCCGAUACUGGGGAGUGGAACUCCCCGAAGACAAUUCUCGGCAGCUGCCGCCGCCGGCUCUGGAGAGCUGCAAAGACCGCCCCUACAAGGCGAUGUAUCCAACGACGACGAUAGAGAAGCUGCCGGUGGCAACGGACAGCCUUCGCCGAGAAAGAGGCGCAGAAUGGACAUUGAUCAAGUCUUGCAUUGA
Molecule: messenger RNA, 1902 nt
Organism: Ramularia collo-cygni
Lineage: Eukaryota; Fungi; Ascomycota; Dothideomycetes; Mycosphaerellales; Mycosphaerellaceae
Exons: 2
Coding region: 1-1902 (633 amino acids)
Biological process (GO): regulation of DNA-templated transcription
Molecular function (GO): DNA-binding transcription factor activity, RNA polymerase II-specific; zinc ion binding
Source: RefSeq, a predicted model, not a curated record